This is a messenger RNA of Copidosoma floridanum, 1177 nucleotides long. RefSeq names its product Adrenodoxin-like protein 1, mitochondrial Ferredoxin 1 (gene Fdx1). Gene Ontology annotation, cellular component: mitochondrion. NCBI's taxonomy places the organism in Eukaryota, Metazoa, Arthropoda, Insecta, Hymenoptera, Encyrtidae. Gene Ontology annotation, biological process: P450-containing electron transport chain. Gene Ontology annotation, molecular function: 2 iron, 2 sulfur cluster binding; electron transfer activity. The record is from RefSeq and is a predicted model, not a curated record.
CUUAUAACACUCAUAUGGCACAUGGCACUACACAUAUUUUAAAAAUAUACUUUGGAUUUUAUAAUUCUGGUAAAGAGAGCACGGUGUAAGAUAGGUAUCCGUGAAGUUAUGUGUAGUACUUACAAGUUAAUAUUGUAGUAAGUACGCGUUUUUAUGCAGUUGAGCAGUGAUGAGCACUCGUACGACUACGUUUUUAUGUAGAUAGAUGUCGUGACCGGGCUUCCGUAGUAAUAAAUAAAAUGCAUGUGGUGAUUUGUGGCGAGUCAACUUAACGAAUGUGGAAAGCAAGUGCAUGAAAGAGGCCGGAAAGAUGCUGUUGUUUAUUUUGUCGUGAUUCUUGUAUUGAAUAAUAUUUUAAUAAUACGUAUGUAGGAUGAGGCCCUUGAUCUCACCUUUUUCUCUUUUCAAAUGUUACACUCGGCGAUGCAAAACACUCAUAAAUAUCAAGCGAAACCCUCGAUUAUUGCACACAACGUCCGGUGUAUUUCACGGGGAUUACGAGUGGCAAGAUCCAAAGUCAGAGGAGGAAGUAGUUAAUGUUGUGUACAUCGAUAAAAAUGGUAAGAAGAUACCCGUUAAGGGUAAAAUUGGGGAUAAUGUAUUGUACUUGGCACAUAGGUACAACAUAGAAAUGGAAGGAGCUUGUGAAGCUUCUCUGGCUUGCACCACGUGUCACGUUUAUGUUGAUUACAAUUAUUUGGACAAGUUGCCCCAAGCUGCGGAAAAAGAAGAGGAUCUCCUAGAUAUGGCUCCGUUUCUGAAAGAGAAUUCGAGAUUAGGUUGUCAAGUUAUUUUAACAAGAGAGUUGGAUGGCAUAGAACUCCGAUUGCCUCAAAUAACCAGGAACUUUUAUGUUGAUGGACACACACCAGCUCCACACUAAGUGCAUUGUCUCCCAAUACAAAGAAUUGAAAUAUUUUGUAUUCAACAAAUGACGAUGGAUUUGCUAACUUUCAGGGAAAAACAAUUCACUUGUAAAUGUGAUCAUUUACAUUACUAUGUAGUAAUAUAUUUAGUUUAUCUAUACUAAAAAAAUAUACUAUAUUUUUCUCAUAUAAUUGGACUGUCUAUUUUUACAAUUACAUAAAAUAUUUUGGUUUUUAUUCACUAGAUUGUAAAGGAGAACAAUUUUUCACGUCAAGAAACAGCAAUAAAUAACUCAUACUUUUUUUUUUAA